AGUAUAAAACGGCCCGCUGUCAGAUGUUUAGUACCACACACAUUUCUUAACUUAAUUUGUUCGCUUGUCAAAUAAUCUCCACAACCAAAAUGUUCAAACUUUUCAUCUUCGCCUGCUUCCUCGCUGUCGCCGCCGCCAAGCCCGGUGUCUUACCGUUGGCAUACACCGCUCCCUUCGCAGCAGCGUACACAGCCCCCGUAGCGGCAGCGUACACAGCUCCAGUAGCUGCAGCGUACACUGCUCCAGUGGCCUACUCUGCGUACUCGGCUUACACCGCUCCAGUGGCCGCUUACUCCGCCUACCCUUACGCGUCUCCUUACUCCGCCUACUACCUUCGUCGUUGAUUUGUGUGAUCUAGU
Messenger RNA from Vanessa tameamea, 359 nucleotides. RefSeq names its product vitelline membrane protein Vm26Ab-like. The transcript is spliced from 3 exons. Lineage: Eukaryota; Metazoa; Arthropoda; Insecta; Lepidoptera; Nymphalidae. The coding region runs from base 90 to 344 and encodes 84 amino acids. The record is from RefSeq and is a predicted model, not a curated record.